Messenger RNA from Prorocentrum cordatum, 438 nucleotides. NCBI's taxonomy places the organism in Eukaryota, Dinophyceae, Prorocentrales, Prorocentraceae. The record is from the annotation of a GenBank genome assembly.
AUGCUAAACAAAGACGGCUGCGCCAGGGAUCUGAGUAACGUGGGGGUAGACGCCAUCGCGCUGAUCGACCACGCGGACUUCGUCUACAGGAACAAGGAUGAGCUCACAUUCUCUGAGUUGCUCUCAGUCGUGCUCGGGCUCCGAGGCAGGAACGAAACGAAGGUGCAAGACCUAGUGCAGCUGCGCAAGUUCCUCCAAGUUGAGAUGCAACGAAUCGAGGGGUCGGUGGAGAAUCUCCACAUCAAGCUCGUCGGGGAGUCUGGGCGUCCCGAUCCCACCGAGGACGUGGUCAAACCCGUCUUGUUCGGGCGUCCCGAAGCCCCCGAGGACGUGAGGUGGGGGAGUGACCAGGCAACACCUCCGCACCUCCCGCCCCCUGAGCUCCCCUCCUGCGGCGAUCUGGAGAGAAUGAGCACACCUCCUCCCGACGGGCGCUGA